Molecule: messenger RNA, 686 nt
Organism: Salvia hispanica
Lineage: Eukaryota; Viridiplantae; Streptophyta; Magnoliopsida; Lamiales; Lamiaceae
Product: TPD1 protein homolog 1-like
Biological process (GO): cell fate determination
Source: RefSeq, a predicted model, not a curated record
UUAUGUGCAGAUCAUGAGAAACAAAGGUGAAACUCAACACCCGACCGCCUACAUACUCUGCGGUUUCGCACUUGUUUUCACGGCUGUGGUUGGAAUUUAUGGUGUAGUUAAUCGAAACAGCAGUAAUGAAAUAGUGUUUCCCAAGGAAAGUAAUGCUGCCAUGCCUAGAAGGUUACUCAUCUCUCCCAACAUUACCACGCAAGACUAUGGUUUGCCUGAUCGCAUCGGAAUGGGCGGCGAGAUGCAGUGUUCUAAGGACAGCAUACUGGUGUUUCAGGGCCAAACCACUCCGCUCCCCAACGGCAUCCCCACCUACACCGUUGACAUCGAGAACGUCUGCAUCUCCGACAGCUGCAGCAUUUCCGACAUCCACCUCAGCUGUGGCUGGUUCAGCUCUGCCCGCACCAUCAACCCGGCUGUUUUCCGCCGCCUCAACUAUGACGAUUGCCUUGUCAACGACGGCCAGCCUCUCUACCCCGGCCAAACCGUUUCUUUUCAGUACGCCGAGACCUAUAAGUAUCCACUUGCCGUCUCCUCCGUGUCUUGUUAAUCAUCUUUUUUAUUUACUACUACCACUUUAAAUAAAACAUUACUAGUAUUAACAUAGUCUGUGAAUUCCUGUUGCUGCAUGCCUGCUAAUCAGAUCAAUACAGACAAUAUCGCACUUCUGGUGUGCAUUGUUUGAA